This is a messenger RNA of Neurospora tetraspora, 2295 nucleotides long. RefSeq lists its product as uncharacterized. Bases 386 to 2125 code for a protein of 579 amino acids. The record is from RefSeq and is a predicted model, not a curated record. The transcript has 3 exons. NCBI's taxonomy places the organism in Eukaryota, Fungi, Ascomycota, Sordariomycetes, Sordariales, Sordariaceae.
UUUAAUAAUGGAACGUCGUCACUGCUUCAGCUGCAGUGACACACAGACAGACCCAAGCGAUCGGGGGAUAGCGUAUGCCAAGGCGGGCCAGGCCCAGAAACCAAGCCGUCGCACCUUGAUUCCCUCCCUUUGUCAACAUCUCUCUUCUGCACCUGCAAGACACUUCAUCAACGUCCGACUACACGCAGCGGCAUAUUUCCUUUUCUGGCCUUUGUUCGAGAUCCAACUUAUCCACUCUUUGCACGACAUUAUCUCCUCUUCUCCUCCUUCAUUCUCUUGCUCUAUUCUUCCCUUCCCGUCAUUCGCUUUUCCUAACCACCCCUUUUUUUCCUCAUUUCAUUUUCCAACAUAUUUCUAGACUUUCAGACUUCUAGACGUCAUCAUCAUGGCAUCCAGGAUACCGACGGCCUGGCGUAUCGGAGCCGGCAAGUCCACCACUACCGGCUGUCUCAACUUCAACCAUGUCACCAAGUCCACACCCGCAUGGCCCCCGAGGUUGAGGCUGGGAUCUUCAGGGACAGCCCCUCUGGCGAGAAGCUUAUUCCAUCGUCAACAGCACCAGCAGCGCAGAUCUUUCGCUCACACCACCACCCGCCAUAAAUCCGACGAUGAAAGCCACCACUGCCCACCACACGACAACCCGUCGAUCCUGGUCAAGAUGCUCGAAGCAGCGGCCACCUCCUUCGCCUCCAUACUCGUUCUCGGCGCCGGCUUCAGCAUCGCCGCCUACGCCUACCACAAGAGCUACAAGCACCAUGUCUUAAAGAAAAUGGCCAACGCCUUCGAGCCCGGUGACCCCGUCCUCGACCUCGCCGCCAUCGGCAAGAACAUUCCGCUCUCCAAGACCGCCGCUGCCACACACUGGAUCGGGCGACCCGAGCAAGACAUCGUCGACGAUAUCGUCGCCGGCCACGAGGUCGGGCACUACCACCUGUUCAUCGGCGAGAAGGGCACAGGCAAAAGCAGCAUGCUAUUGGAAGCCAUGCGCAAGAUCGACGGUGACGGCGUGGCCAUGUUCGAGGCGCACGCCGACCUAGAGAUCUUCCGCAUUCGCCUGGGCAAGGCGCUCGACUACGAGUUUCACGAGGAUUACAUCGGCAGCUACUUCAGCGAGCGCGGCCCGCGCGACACCACGGCGCUGUUGGAUAUCGAGCGCGCGCUGAACAAGCUGGAGAAGGUGGCGCUCAAGCGGCGGGCAAAGAUCGGGAGGCCGCUGGUUGUCAUCAUCAACCAGAUGCACCUGAUCCGCGACGACGAGGAUGGCAAGGACCUGAUCGAGCUGCUCCAGCAGAGGGCGGAGCAGUGGGCCGCGAGCAACUUGGUUACCAUGGUGUUCAACAGCGACGAUUACUGGGUCUAUGAGAGGCUGAAGCAGCUGGCGACACGCAUGGAGGUGCUCUCGAUUACAGACCUGCCCAAGAAUCUGGCGACGGCAGCGCUGAGGAAUUAUCGCCACCGGUACUUUGGAGAGGACUUGAGCAACGAGACGCUGGAGCAGAUUUACGAUCGCGUGGGCGGACGGCUGAACUUCUUGAACAGGGUCGCCAAGAGCAAUGAUAUGCUGGCGACGUGUGAUGAGAUUAAACAGGUGGAAAAGACGUGGUUCUUGAAUCAGUGCUGGAUUCUGGGAGAGGAGAUGGAUGAUGAUGUGAUGGAUCAGCAGAAGUGGGCGGCAGCAGCAGUAGUCCUCGCCACCGCCCUCGUCGACAAAGAAUCCGUCAUGGAAGCCGCCGGCUCCUCCACCUACGACCCUGUCGUCGGGCACGUCCUGCCCAGCUACGCCCUGCACGAGGCCCAGCAGAUCAUGACCCGCGCCGACUUUGUGCGCGCCCUCGACCGCCUCAACCUGUUCUCCAUCACCAAGGACGCCCAGGUGCGCGCCAGCUCCGUGCCAAUGCACCUCGCCUUUCGGGAGAUAGUCGCCCAACCGGGCUUCCGUGAACACCUCCAGGCCACGAUUGACAGGAUUGCUGCUAUCGAGAGCUUGGGACGUACCAGGGAGCUGGUGGCGAAGGAUUUGGUGCUUGGUGGACAUUAUGAGAUUAGGAGGUCGGAGAAGGGGAAGGGGGUUGAUGUGAAGUUGGUGAUGCCGGAGCCGGAGGAGGAGGGGGAGAAGGAGGAGUAAGUCGCUUUCCUGGACUUUAGUUUGGGGCAACUUAGAUCGCCAUAAUUCCUCCUUCUAAGUCUAUAAGCGAAGGCGUAGGAAGUGGUUUUGGUGGCCCUGGGGAGGGGACCACAAGGAUGAACAAGAUGGGGUCUACUUUGGCAGCACAGGGCAGGCAUGAGGAAAGGAGU